This is a messenger RNA of Penicillium samsonianum, 1554 nucleotides long. It is a transcript of the gene nfr1, whose product is annotated as putative AIF-like mitochondrial oxidoreductase (Nfrl). The record is from RefSeq and is a predicted model, not a curated record. Gene Ontology annotation, molecular function: flavin adenine dinucleotide binding; oxidoreductase activity, acting on NAD(P)H; 2 iron, 2 sulfur cluster binding. Lineage: Eukaryota; Fungi; Ascomycota; Eurotiomycetes; Eurotiales; Aspergillaceae. The transcript is spliced from 3 exons. Bases 1 to 1554 code for a protein of 517 amino acids. Gene Ontology annotation, cellular component: cytoplasm.
AUGUCCCAAGAAUACAAGUUAAAAGACAUCACCUCCUUCGCAUCCCUCAGCUCUCUAGACAAGGUCGAGGCUGAAAUCGAGGGCAUUGAGGAUGGGAAGGUUCUCCUCGUCAAGCUAGACGAUAAAGUCCAUGCCCUCAGCCCGCGGUGCACGCAUUACGGAGCACCGCUGAAGAAUGGCGUUGUUACUGGAGAUGGAAGGCUGACAUGUCCCUGGCACGGAGCCUGCUACAAUGUCACAACUGGCGAUGUUGAGGACGCCCCAGCCCCAAACGCGCUGAACAAGUUCGAGGUCUUCGAAAAAGAAGGCGGCGUAGGAAGCGGAACUCUUGGCCUUAUUCAAGCCCUCCGCGAGCUCAAAUACCCUGGGGCCAUUACAAUCAUUUCCCAAGAGCCCGAUCUAAUCAUAGAUCGAACCAAGCUAUCCAAAGCCCUAAUCACAGACCCAGCCAAGAUCCAAUGGCGGCCACGAGAGUGGUAUGCCGAAGCCGCCAUAGAAACCAUCACAGAUGAAGUGACCGCUGUGGACUUCGAACAGAAAUCCAUCUCCACGAAAUCCGGCCAGAACAUCUCUUACACCAAACUAGUCCUAGCAACAGGCGGCGUGCCACGCAGACUCCCGCUCCAAGGCUUCAAAGGCGAACUAAACAAUGUCUUCACCCUCCGCACAAUCCAAGAUGUGCAAUCAAUCGUCACAGCCGCCGGCCAAGAAAAAAGAAACAUCGUGGUAAUCGGCAGCUCCUUCAUCGGCAUGGAAGUCGGCAACGCGCUCUCAAAAACCCACAACGUGACAAUAGUAGGCAUGGAAACCUCCCCAAUGGAGCGCGUAAUGGGCACGAAAGUUGGCCGCAUCUUCCAAUCAAACCUAGAAAAAGCCGGCAUCAAAUUCAACCUCUCAGCAAACGUGAGCCACGCAACACCCUCCCCCUCAAACACCCACACCGUCGGCGCAGUCCACCUAAAAGACGGAACAACCCUCCCAGCCGACCUCGUCAUCCUAGGCGUCGGCGUCCGUCCAGCAACAGACUUCCUCCGCGACAACAAAUCCAUCACCCUUGAAAAAGACGGUUCUAUCAAAACAACCUCCCAUUUCCUCGUCCCAGGACUGCAAGACUCUGUCUUCGCUAUCGGCGAUAUAGCAACAUACCCCUACCACGGCCCUGGCGCUGAUCCUGCUGGCUCGCCAGUCCGCAUCGAGCACUGGAACGUCGCGCAGAAUGCGGGACGUGCGGCUGCGCGCGCCAUCGUGCAUGCGCAGCGUGGGCCGUUGUCGUCUCUGAAAUAUAAGGCGUUUAUUCCCGUGUUUUGGUCGGCGCUUGGGGCGCAGUUGAGGUACUGUGGAAAUACGAUUAAAGGGUAUGAUGAUGUUGUUUUGCAGGAGAAGGGGGAUGGGAAGUUUGUUGCGUUUUAUACGGCUGGGGAGACCGUUGUUGCUGUUGCUACUAUGGGUGUUGAUCCGGUUAUGGUCAAGUCUUCGGAGUUGAUGAGGGUUGGGAAGAUGUUGGGAAAGGGGGAGAUUGUUGGUGGUGCGGAUGUUUUGGCUGUUAAGGUCUAG